AGGAGAUGAUCAUAUUAUUUGAAAUUAUGGAUUUUGUGGUGGACAAAGUCUCAGAAGAUUCAUUCUUCGUAAAUCUUCUAUUAGGACUUCCAAAGCAGUUAGAAAAAUUUGAAAAAUUAGGGGUGAAAUCCACUUAUUUAUCCAGAAGACAGCCAAUUAGUCAUGGAGAUAUAUGUGCAUGGGAACAUAAACAAGGAAUUUUACUGCCAGAAGAUUUGAGGAACUUCUAUACAUCUAUUGAUGGAUUUCUUUUUAGUUGGACUUUCAGUUUUAAAAUGGAUAAAUGUAUAACUACUGGAAAGAUUGAGAUCAAUCAACUACAAGAUUUGGUUCAAAUCAUUGGACACGAGGCGACGCAGGAUCCAGGCGUUUCCACAGUCGGUGAAAGAUUCGAAUUGAAAUUGGGUAAUUCCAGUAAAUUAUUUGAACUGGUCACCAUAAAUCUAGAUAACAAGGUCGUAUUGGUAUAUUUAAACUCAAGAUAUUCACCGACCAUUUGGCUGUCGACUGGACCAAACGAAUACUACUUUUUAGCAGACGAUUUUACUACUUAUUUUCGAAUGGCUAUUGCGCAUUUAGGGAUUCCUAAAUGGCAAUUGCUAUUCACACCUGAAGGAAUUCCUCAGAGUAUUGAGAAUAUGAUUCGGUUCCUUGCGCCAGAUCUGCUCAAAGAUAAACGUACCACAGAAUGGAAUAGGCAGGACAAGGAGAGAAAAAUCAAAUGUGAAUUUUCUGAUAAACCUGUGAACAAAGUGGACGUUAGUAUCUUUAAAUGUUUACCUAAAAUAUGUCAAGGAAUUCCUAGAGUUGUUGAGAAAGAGAAAGUAAAAUCGCCCAAAAAGAAGUUGGAGCGGGAGAGAAGCUUCAACAAGCCACAGAGAAAACCGCUCUAUUAUAUUAGAAAACCUACAUAAAAAUACGAACAAUGCAAUUAUAAAA
This is a messenger RNA of Nicrophorus vespilloides, 939 nucleotides long. Its product is annotated as tubulin polyglutamylase complex subunit 2. Gene Ontology annotation, biological process: protein polyglutamylation. The transcript has 5 exons. The record is from RefSeq and is a predicted model, not a curated record. NCBI's taxonomy places the organism in Eukaryota, Metazoa, Arthropoda, Insecta, Coleoptera, Silphidae. The coding region runs from base 6 to 914 and encodes 302 amino acids.